Messenger RNA from Miniopterus natalensis, 1022 nucleotides. Lineage: Eukaryota; Metazoa; Chordata; Mammalia; Chiroptera; Miniopteridae. The record is from RefSeq and is a predicted model, not a curated record.
CAACCGGGUGAAAAGUGCCGGCUCUGUAAGAUGGGAGGUUCCAGCGGAACGCAGGGCAAGUUGCAGUUAGCCUCCCGCACUCUCAAAUUCCGCCCAGAGGAAGCACUUGGGCUGGGAAGAUGGCGGCGUACGUGAGCGGCCUAGGUGGCUUUUCAGGCCUGGGAUUUGAUGCUGGGGACUUUCUGGCCAGGUACCGUCAGGUGUUGAACAAGCUGAAGAAGCGGUUCCUGCGGAAGCCGAACGUGGCGGAGGCCGGCGAGCAGUUCGGUCAGCUGGGCCGCGAGCUGCGCGCUCAGGAGUGCCUGCCAUACGCGGCCUGGUGCCAGCUGGCGGUUGCGCGCUGCCAUCAGGCGCGCGACUACAAUGGCGCCUUGGCGGUCUUCACGCGCAUGCAGCGCCUGGCGCAGGAGCACGGCAGCCACCCGGUGCAGCCCCAGCCGCCGCCCCUCCCGCUGCAGCCACAGUCGCAUCCACCGCUGCAGCCGCCGCAGCUAGGGCCCCAGCUCCUACCCGGCGGGGCCCCACCCCCGCCCCCUGCACAAAGCCCUCCGAAUACAAGUUUCGCGACCGCGACCUCUGGUGCCUUGCUAGGCGCCUUCUGGGAGGUGGUGGUCCGCUGUGAGGUGUCCCGCGUGCUGCUGCUGCUGCUCCUGCAACCACCGCCCGCCAAGCUCCUCCGGGAGCAGGAACAUGCUCACACUUUGGAGAAGUACUCCUGGGAGGCUUUUGACAGCCACGGGCAGGAGACCAGCGGCCAGCUUCCCGAAGAGCUCUUCCUGCUGCUCCAGUCCUUGGUCAUGGCUACCCAUGAAAAGGACACGGAGGCCGUCAAAUCGCUGCAGGUGGAGAUGUGGCCACUGCUGAGUGCUGAGCAGAACCACCUCCUUCACCUCGUUCUGCAAGAAAUCAUCUCCCCCUCAGGACAGGGGAUCUGAUUAAUCCCGUUAACCAAGUGACUGCCUGUUGCCAAACCCAUGCAUCCACCUUUGCUUUUGAAGGGAAAUAAAAAAACAUUGAUCCCA